CUUCCACGUCAAGCCUAUAUAUAACUUCCGUCAGUGACUGCCACGUAGACCGUGAAGAAACUGUUCGGACUCAAUCCAUUCAAAGCGUCGACAUCAACUGCCAAUUGCCCACAUACUUACGCACCCUCUAUCCUCCAUGCCCGUUUUCACCGAAUCCGCCGCCUCCACGCGUGAGCUCCGCGUAUUGCCUUCAUUCGCCCCGCCACUCCCCCGUCUCAAUGCCCCCUUCUCCCAACAGAACCAACCAGACAGAUAUGAAGUCGUUGUCGUCGGCGCCGGUCCCGCGGGGCUUAUGCUGAACCUCCUGCUUGCCCGCUACGGCCUCAGCGACGAGUCCCUCCUGUGUGUCGACGCCAAGCCGGGGACUUUGAAGUCCGGCCAGGCGGACGGGCUGCAACCGCGCACCCUCGAGGUGUUCAAGACGCUGGGGCUCGCGGACGAGAUCCUGACGGACGGCUGCCACAUGGAGGAAGUGGCGUUUUGGAACCCGUCCGCCAACGCGGAGGAAGUCAUCGAGCGCACCGCCAUCGUCCCGGACGUCGCGGUGCCGGCGCGCUACCGCCACGAGGUCACCAUCCACCAGGGCCGCAUCGAGCGCAUCCUUGAGACGGACCUUCUACGGUACUCGUCGCGCGGCAUACAGCGGAACUCGCGGCUCGUGCACGUUGCCAUCGACGAGGCUGCCGAUGCGGAGUUUCCCGUCGUCGCCGAGCUGGAAACCAACGGCCAGCGGCGCACGGUGCGGUCGAAGUAUCUGGUGGGAGCGGACGGGGCGCACUCGGUGGUGCGCCGCUGCAUGGGCCUGCAGUUGGUCGGCGAAUCGUUGGACCAUAUCUGGGGCGUGGUGGACUUGGUCGUGGACACGGAUUUCCCGGACAUCCGCCGACGGUGCGCGAUUCACUCGCCGGCUGGGUCGGUGAUGGUCAUUCCGCGCGAGCGCAUCGCGACGGGGGACUACCUCACACGAUUGUAUGUGCAGGUGCCGGAGGAUGCAGUUCCGGAGGAUGGAGUCAAUGAGGAUGUUCAGAAACCGGUAGACGAGGCGGCCGCCAAGAUGGACGCGCGAGCUCGCAGGAGUAAAGUCACACUGGAGAGCAUCUUCCAACAUGCGGCCGAUGCGUUCCAGCCGUAUUAUAUCAAGCCAAGGAAGGGUGGCGCGGUGGACUGGUGGGCAGCGUACCAGAUCGGACAGCGCGUCUCAGACCGGUUCACUGUCAAGGAUUCCAAGGGCAUUGAACGAGUGUUCAUCGUGGGAGAUGCCUGUCACACACACAGCCCAAAGGCCGGUCAAGGCAUGAAUGUCUCCAUGAUGGACUCCUACAAUCUCGCCUGGAAACUCGCCUACGUGAUCAACGGCCUUACUCCCACCAUAUCUCCCAUCCCCGACCCGAUCCUGGCCACCUACCAUUCCGAGCGCCACACCAUUGCCAAGCAGCUCAUCGAAUUCGACCGUGCCUUCUCCUCCAUGUUCUCCGGCAAGAUCGGCAGCGCCGAUGACGGUGUCACGGGGCUCACUCACGACCAAUUCCUCCAGGUCUUCAGUACAGGCAACGGCUUCACCAGCGGUUGCGGAAUCGAAUACCCGGCGAGUCUGAUUGUACAGCAGCACCAAGAACAACAAUCACACCAAACCUCAGACACGACAGUCAGCACGGCUGCUACUUCCACGACCCUCCCCCUCACCCCGGCAAGCGCAAACCCAAUCUACGGCACCGACUACCUCAACGGCAUUCUUCGCCCUGGCCGAAGACUCCUCAACGUAACCUACAAGCGUCACGCUGACGGCAACAGACGCAACCUCCACGAUGACAUCCCCUCCACCGGCCGCUUCCGCCUCCUCGUCCUCACAUCCACCGACCUCCUCGACCCGACAGGCAUCUCCGCAACGACCCUCCGCGCCCUCGGCUCCGCCGUCCUCCCCAAGUACCCGGCUUCCGUGAUCGAGCAGAUCGUCAUCCAUCCCCGGCUGGCCCGCGAGUUCUUCACGUGGCGCGACACGCCCGACGAGCUGAAGCAAUACUCCGAGAUGCGGUUCUACAGCGGAUAUGAGCUGGAGGAUGUGUAUGGCGUCUACGGGGUCGAUCCGGCUCAGGGGGCGAUGGCGGUGGUGCGGCCGGAUGGGUAUGUAGGGACAGUGGCUGCGUUGGGGGAUGUGUGGCGCGUGGAUGGGUUUUUGGGAGGGUGUUUGGUGAGGGUUUGAGGUAUGGAGCAUAUCUAGG
Messenger RNA from Aspergillus saccharolyticus JOP 1030-1, 2219 nucleotides. RefSeq names its product putative phenol monooxygenase. The coding region runs from base 137 to 2200 and encodes 687 amino acids. Lineage: Eukaryota; Fungi; Ascomycota; Eurotiomycetes; Eurotiales; Aspergillaceae. Gene Ontology annotation, molecular function: FAD binding. The record is from RefSeq and is a predicted model, not a curated record. The transcript has 4 exons.